Molecule: messenger RNA, 1440 nt
Organism: Aspergillus candidus
Lineage: Eukaryota; Fungi; Ascomycota; Eurotiomycetes; Eurotiales; Aspergillaceae
Product: glutamine synthetase family protein
Exons: 5
Coding region: 1-1440 (479 amino acids)
Molecular function (GO): glutamine synthetase activity
Source: RefSeq, a predicted model, not a curated record
AUGUCGCAAGUCACAGUUGAAACCCUCCCCGAUAUCCUCGCCGAUGACAUCAAAGUCAAGGUCGCCGGCGUUGACUGCGAUGGAAUCCUCCGCGGCAAGGUCAUGUCCAAGGAGAAGUUCCUGGGCAUCGCGCAGAAGGGCUUCGGGAUGAGCUCCGCCGUGUUUGGCUGGGAUAUGCAAGAUGUGCUCUACACGACCGAUGCGCGCAUUGCGCCCCCGGAGUCGGGGUAUGUGGAUUUUAUCGCGGUCCCUGAUCUGGAAUCCUUCCGGCGCAUUCCCUGGGAGGAUAAUAUUCCGUUCUUCUUGGUGCGCUUUGUGCAGAACGACAAGCCUGUCUGCGCGGACGGGCGGAGCAUGCUGAAGGGCCUUUCCGAAAAGCUGGCCGGGUCGGGUUGUCAGGCGAUGGCUGGAGUCGAGCUCGAAUUUAUGAACUUCCAAACUCCCUCCGAAGAUGGCUACGGCGCCAAUGCCUCCCAGACCCGCGAUCUGGCCGCCUUCCUCGAGAAGAAUGAACCCCGCGCCCUGCGGCCCAUCACCGGGGGUAGCUUUUCCUACAGCGCCACGCGACCGGUCGCGUUCAAGAAGUUUUUCUACGAUAUUUUCAACACCAGUGCCGAGUUCAACUGCGGGAUUGAGGGCUGGCAUACUGAGGGCGGGCCCGGGGUGUACGAAGCGGCUCUCAAAGUCUGCCAUGUAAACGACAUGGCCGACAAAGUGGCUCUAUUCAAGCUUCUCGCUAAAUCCAUCGGAAUCGAACACAACAUCACCCCCUGCUUCAUGGCCAAGCCGAUCCAAGGCCAACCAGGCAGCUCCGGCCACAUUCACGUGUCGCUCUGCGAUCUCGAAGGCCGCAACCUGUUCGCCCGGGACACCCCCGACCCCAACGCCCAGUGGCCCGACUCCGCAGGCCUCUCCGAUCUCGGCCGCCAUUUUCUGGCGGGGGUGCUGGAAGCCCUCCCGGACAUCAUGCCGCUAUUUGCGCCCACAAUCAACUCCUACAAGCGUCUCGUCGAGAACUUCUGGGCCCCCGUCAACAUCAGCUGGGGCCUGGAGGACCGCAUCGCCUCCAUCCGCCUCAUCACGCCGCCCGUGUGCAAGCCGGGCGCCACGCGGUUCGAGGUGCGCAUCCCCGGCGCCGACCUGCACCCGCACUACGCGCUGGCCGUGAUCCUCGCUGCGGGAUGGCGCGGCGUCGAGAAGAAGCUCGAGAUCUCCGUGCCGCCCAUGUCGGCCAUCAAGCCCGAGGACCCGCGGCCGACUAUGCUGCCCAACACGCUAGACGAGGCCAUCCGCCGGUUCAGCGCGCCGGGCAGCGUCGCGCGGGAGAUUCUGGAUGAUGAGUUCGUGGACUUCUUUACUGCCACGCGAGAGCACGAGUUGCGCGUGUGGCGCGAGGCAGUCACCGACUGGGAGUUCAAGCGAUAUAUCGAGACUGUAUAG